UAAAAUAAGCCAAUGGAAGAUUUUCAUACACUCUCCGAAGCUGUCGAGGCGGCGCAUCAGAGCAUCGUGUUUACAAAUUGCAGUGCACGAGGACCACCCUUUUUAAGACAUUCAUCGACGACUUACAGUAUCUGUGUAACAUCGUUUUAGUCCCAAUCAAAGCUUUAAGCGCGACGGUCGAAUAAAACAAGGGAGAUAAAUUAACGGAAUUACAUUCACCCCUGUGAAAUUACCGCAAGUUGUCAUCGUAAUAAUAAGUUGUUUCGGAUAAAACCAUUAUAAUUAAACGCAAAUGUAUAAAGUCAUGAUUCACGGUUAAUGCAAAUACCUUCACGCGGCUUUAUUUUAGGAUGCCACAGACAAAAAUGAAAUCUUGGGAUCACAUCUAAUUUCUAUGACUUAUUCUGCAGUUAUAAGUCUAUAUUGUACCUGAAUAUUUUUGAAGCCAUUGAUAUUCAUAUGUUGAAAAAAAAGACUGCUUGGAUAAAAAUGUGCGAAAGAGUUGUAGCUUGUGGCAUAGUUUUAAUUCUGACCAAGGUGAUAAUCAUUAUUGAAUGCCACGCCGUGCCUCAAAUACAUGGAAACGGCGAGUCAGAUGAAAUUGGGCCAGAGUUUUUGUCAAAGCUAAGUAACACAACGGUUCCCAUAGGACGUGACAUAUCAUUUACUUGUGUUGUUGACAACUUGGGUCAUUAUCGGGUUGCAUGGAUCAAAUCUGAUUCAAAGGCCAUACUUGGUAUACACACCCACAUGGUCUCAUUAAAUCCACGAUUAUCUGUAACACAUAACGGCCACAAUACCUGGAAACUCCAUAUAUCUCGUGUACAGAUAAACGAUUCCGGGAGUUAUAUGUGCCAAGUAAAUACAGAUCCUAUGAAGAGCCUUUCUGGAUAUUUAGAUGUUGUUGUACCUCCUGAUAUUUUAAACCAUCCAGAACAUAAUCCAGAGGAAGGUGUCUGUCAAGAGGGUGGGAGUAUUGCACUUAUAUGCAGUGUAACAGGCGUUCCAAGACCUAAAGUUUUGUGGCGGCGUGAGGAAGGAAAGGAAAUAAUUCUACGCACGGAAAGCAGAGAUAAAACAGGUGUAAAGACGGUUGAAGGAGAAAGGCUGGUCUUAACAAAUUUACAUCGUUCCGAUAUGGGAGGAUAUAAUUGCAUCGCAUCUAAUGGAAUACCUCCUUCAGUUAGCAAGCGUUUUAACGUUUACGUUAAUUUUUCGCCAACAAUUAAAGCCAUAAGUCAAUUGGUUGGAGCACCCGUUGAAAGAGAAGUAACUUUGGAAUGCAUUGUAGAAGUUUACCCCAAGCCUCUUAAUGGUUGGUACCGCAGUGAAGGAAAUAUUAAACUGCACAACGGAAACAAAUACAAUAUUUCUGAAGAAAUGAUUAACCUAUAUACAUGGCACCUCAACCUUACCAUAAGACAUCUGACCAAAUCAGAUUUUGGAACUUAUAGUUGUUCAAGCGUUAAUGCCCUUGGCAAAAGUGAAUCACUCAUUCGAUUGCAAGAGCUACGGCUGCCGCCCAAGUUGACCACGACCCCAACACCUCACAUGCAAACAACAGGAAAAUCGCGUCGGAAGCACCCAGCGAGUCACAAGAAGGGCCCAAACGAAGUGUUACGAUUUCAGGAAACCCAUAUCGCAAAUCAAAUUCAACAAGAGAACGAAGAACAUAACGAAGGGAUUGAUUUGUUAAAGUUCACAAAUAGUGAAAAUUCGAAUGGCGUCAUAAAAAGUGGAAACAUCAACAGCAUGAUAAAUAAAGAAGAAGUAAACAUUCAGCAUCCUAAACAAUACGGACAAGAAAAGACUAGCAAGCCAUCUGGGACCAUUACAUCACCACGUACACCCUGGAUAUUCACAAAUGCGGGAUCUCAACGACCUGCGCGCACUUCCAACGCGAUAGUUGCGUUUGUUACAUCUUUUCGGUUGUUUUUAUGGAGUGUGUAUCACUCUUUAGCCAGGGAUGCAAGAAGAGUUUCUUCUGUGGUUCACUAAAGUUAUUAUUUUCAAAAGAAGACCAUUUUUGAAGCGCGCAAUUUUACACUCCGCAUCACUGUACUGCAAAUGCUUCAGGAAUUAACGACAUUAAUAUCCGAGCAAUAAAUUUUAUAUUAUGAACAACGAUGCAUUAUUAUAAAUGCAUUAAUCAGGGAGCAUACUUUUAAAU
Drosophila erecta is the source of this 2170-nucleotide messenger RNA. It is a transcript of the gene DIP-lambda, whose product is annotated as lachesin. The transcript has 11 exons. Gene Ontology annotation, cellular component: neuron projection. NCBI's taxonomy places the organism in Eukaryota, Metazoa, Arthropoda, Insecta, Diptera, Drosophilidae. The coding region runs from base 460 to 1998 and encodes 512 amino acids. The record is from RefSeq and is a predicted model, not a curated record.